Aspergillus thermomutatus is the source of this 1176-nucleotide messenger RNA. RefSeq names its product glycoside hydrolase family 16 protein. NCBI's taxonomy places the organism in Eukaryota, Fungi, Ascomycota, Eurotiomycetes, Eurotiales, Aspergillaceae. Gene Ontology annotation, molecular function: hydrolase activity, hydrolyzing O-glycosyl compounds. The record is from RefSeq and is a predicted model, not a curated record. The transcript is spliced from 3 exons. Bases 1 to 1176 code for a protein of 391 amino acids. Gene Ontology annotation, biological process: glucan catabolic process.
AUGGCUGAAAAGCCGUACAGCGGCACCGCCGACGACUACAGUCGAUAUGGCGGUGCAUCAACGCAGGUCGCCCAUUGCGGUGUGGAUGAUCCCUAUAUGUCAAAGCCUGCUCCUCUCGGCGUUCAGGAUGGUUCUUCGUCUGAGCCUGUCGCACCGUGGUGGAAUCCUCACAAGUGGUCGCUGCGCACGAAGCUCAUUGCGGGUGCGGUGAUUGUCGCGGCAAUUAUUGGUGCUAUCGUAGGGGCCGUAGAGGGAACGAGGGCCAAUCGGUACCCCGAUUAUUCAAGGCUUGACUACAGAUUGUUGGAUACAUACUCGGGGACGACGUUUCUGGACAAAUUCAAUUAUUUCUCGGAUGCGGAUCCCACGAAUGGAUUUGUGCAAUACGUGGAUAGGAUAACAGCUGGAAAGCUGAAUCUGACCUAUGCUACGGAAUCAUCUGUCGUGCUGAGGGUGGACACAUCUACAGAGUCAGCCAGGAAUGGCAGACGGUCUGUUCGACUGGAGUCUAAGAAUGCCUACGACACUGGCCUUUUCAUCUUCGAUAUCCUCCAUACGCCGUAUGGCUGCGGGACGUGGCCCGCGCUGUGGCUUAGUGAUACGUACAAUUGGCCACUGAACGGCGAGAUUGAUGUCGUGGAGGCGAAUAACGGAGGCACCGAAGGGAACGCAGUAACUCUGCAUACGACACCCGGUUGUAACAUGAGUGCCAAACGGAAACAGACAGGGCAUGCGCUGUACCAGCAGUGUGACAAUAGCACUCACGGCAAUGCGGGCUGUGGCGUCCAAGGACCACCUGCCACUUAUGGCCCAGAGUUCAAUGACAACGGGGGAGGUGUUUAUGCUUUGGAGCUCCGCACUGCUGGCAUCCGAGUUUGGUUUUUCCCCCGAGGUUCGGUACCAAACGACGUUUCAGAUAACAUCCCGGACCCAUCGACCUGGGGAACUGCAUUGGCAGACUUUCCCAAUACCAACUGCGACAUUACGUCCCAUUUCAGCAACCAGAGUAUCAUUGCCAAUAUCGAUCUAUGUGGCCAGCUGGGCGCACAGCCUCAGUUCUACACUCAUUUAUACAACUGUCCGGGCACAUGUAGCAGUUUUGUUGCGCGCAAUCCUGCCAGACUUACCGAGGCUUACUGGGAGUUUAAGAGCUUCAAGGUCUAUCAGGCUCAGUAG